Messenger RNA from Triticum urartu, 1629 nucleotides. RefSeq lists its product as uncharacterized. Lineage: Eukaryota; Viridiplantae; Streptophyta; Magnoliopsida; Poales; Poaceae. The record is from RefSeq and is a predicted model, not a curated record.
CCUUUACCAGAACCCUUUACCCCGGCUCGCUCCCACCCCCACCUCCGUCCACGAGAUUCGCCGCAGUCUGUCGUCUGGCUAGUGUGAGAGUGCGAUCUGCUCAUUAGCGUGCGCGUGUGAUCCCGCCCGUGGAUGCGCCUGCCUUGCCGCCGGCAAUGACCUCCGCCGUCGCGAGUAGCCUGGUCCCUGCCGCAGCAGCAGCCGCGCCCGCUGUGUCCACCUAUGGGUGUCGCGCCUCGUUCGGCCGUGAUGCGCCUGAGGAGACGCCGGCUGUAGUGUCUUCUGCUUCGCCCGUGCACCCCGCCGUGGCCGCGCCCGCGAUCUCCAAGGACUUCAUCGACUUCGAGUUCAGCCUCGGCGGCGGCGGCUGCACCACCAGCAUGCUCCCCGCGGACGAGCUCUUCGCCGACGGGAAGCUGCUCCCGCUCCGCCGGGCCGAUGCCGCUGCCGCUGCGGCGCCUGAGCCGGAGGCUGCCGCGGCGGCGGCACCACCGCCGCGGCUGGAGGCAAUGCCGGCGUCUCCGGAGCCGAUGAGGCCGAUCCGCGGCGGCGCGGCGGCUGGCGCUGCGGACCAGUACGUGUUCUCCCCCAAGGCGCCCAGCUGCUCAAGCCGGUGGCGCGAGCUGCUCGGGCUCAAGAGGGCGGCCGCCGCGCAGAGCCCGAGGACGCCCUCCUCGCACUCGCAGCCUCAGUCGCCAGCGGCCGCAUUGGCGAAGACUCCCGGGAGAACGACGACGACGACGGCGGGCUCGUCGGCGGCGAGGUCGCUCAAGUUCCUCCUCCAGCGGAGCAACGGCGGGCGGGCGUCCACGGGCACGGCGUCGGACCUCGCGUCGGCGCCGCUCCUCCGCGACAGCUCCGACUCGGAGGCCUCGCUCUCGCUCGCCUCCUCCCGCUUCUCGCACUCCUCCUCGUCCUCCUCCUCCGGCCACGAUCACGACGACGUCAACCCGCGCUUCUCCCUCGACUCCGCCGCCGACCCCAACCCUCCGCGCCUCCGCCUCGUCCGCUCCUCGCACCGCCACUCCACCUCCAGCCGCGCGGCCCACAGCCCCGCGCGCCGCCGGCCGUCGCCGCCCAGGCAGGACGCGUCGAGGUGCCUCUCCGUGGACUCCCCGCGCAUGAACUCCUCGGGCAAGAUCGUGUUCCAGCAGGGGCUGGAGCGCAGCUGCAGCUCCCCGUGCAGCCUCCACGCCGCCGCCAGGUCCCGGUCCAUGGCCCGCGCCGUGGACCGGUCCUACUCGUCCGGCGUCCGCGUGGCGCCCGUGGUGCUCAACGUGCCGGUCUGCUCGCGGCCGGUGUUCGGCUUCUUCAAGGACAAGAAGGAGUCGGCGGCCAGCAAGGACUCAUCCUCAGCGAGGUCGUCGUCCCGGUCGUCGACCCUGGGCCGGAAGCAGACGCCGACGCCGACGCCGCAGCGGUGGAGCGGCGAGCUGCCGAGGCCCUGCGGGUGAUCCGGCCGAGCCGAGAAGACGGCGGGCGAUCGAGCGCGUGCGUCGUGCAUGGAAAGCGACGGGCUAGGCUAGGGACGCAAUGAUGGAUGCAUAGCGCUUUGUUCGGUUCUUAACUGAUUUGGUUUGUUCUUUGGGGUGCUGAUGAGAAGGUCUAAUCAAUUGACUGUUUUCUUUU